UGUCCGUCUCCAGCUCAUCUGUCUCUGUCCAGCUCAUCUGUCUCUGUCCAUAUGUCCGUCUCCAGCUCAUCUGUCUCUGUCCAUCUGUCCGUCUCCAGCUCAUCUGUCUCUGUCCAGCCGUCUGUCUGACCACUCCUUAGUUAGAGGAGCACCAAGUGUUUACAGAGGUGAAGGGUCAACCACCCUGAACUCAUAUUGACCUUACAUUACAUAGGUUAAAUUACAUGGGUUUAGAGUUCCAAAAGUUGGAAGAUUCCCGGAAUCAGGAGGUAAUUAGAAGGAAAUCUGGAAAUCCUCCAAACAGGAUUUCUGGAAAAGCUGUGACUUUUGUGAAAGUUAUCAGAAAUGUGCAUCACUAGUUACAUGACAGGGCUUCUAUUAACGCAGUUCUCCAUCUGACACACUGUAUAUAUAUUCCUGAUGACAGGAACUACGCUGUUUCUCCAUGUACUCAUUCAGGAACUACGCUGUUUCUCCAUGUACAACACACUCAUUCAGGAACAACUCUGUUUCUCCAUGUACUCAUUCAGGAACAACUCUGUUUCUCCAUGUACAACACACUCAUUCAGGAACUACGCUGUUUCUCCAUGUACAACACACUCAUUCUGGAACAACUCUGUUUCUCCAUGUACUCAUUCUGGAACAACUCUGUUUCUCCAUGUACUCAUUCUGGAACAACGCUGUUUCUCCAUGUACAACACACUCAUUCUGGAACAACUCUGUUUCUCCAUGUACUCAUUCAGGAACUACGCUGUUUCUCCAUGUACAACACACUCAUUCAGGAACAACUCUGUUUCUCCAUGUACUCAUUCUGGAACAACUCUGUUUCUCCAUGUACUCAUUCUGGAACUACGCUGUUUCUCCAUGUACAACACACUCAUUCAGGAACAACUCUGUUUCUCCAUGUACAACACACUCAUUCAGGAACUACGCUGUUUCUCCAUGUACAACACACUCAUUCUGGAACAACUCUGUUUCUCCAUGUACUCAUUCUGGAACAACUCUGUUUCUCCAUGUACUCAUUCUGGAACAACGCUGUUUCUCCAUGUACAACACACUCAUUCUGGAACAACUCUGUUUCUCCAUGUACUCAUUCAGGAACUACGCUGUUUCUCCAUGUACAACACACUCAUUCAGGAACAACUCUGUUUCUCCAUGUACUCAUUCUGGAACAACUCUGUUUCUCCAUGUACUCAUUCUGGAACUACGCUGUUUCUCCAUGUACAACACACUCAUUCAGGAACAACUCUGUUUCUCCAUGUACAACACACUCAUUCUGGAACAACUCUGUUUCUCCAUGUACUCAUUCAGGAACUACGCUGUUUCUCCAUGUACUCAUUCUGGAACUACUCUGUUUCUCCAUGUACAACACACUCAUUCAGGAACUACGCUGUUUCUCCAUGUACUCAUUCAGGAACUACGCUGUUUCUCCAUGUACUCAUUCAGGAACUACGCUGUUUCUCCAUGUACUCAUUCAGGAACAACGCUGUUUCUCCAUGUACUCAUUCAGGAACUACGCUGUUUCUCCAUGUACUCAUUCUGGAACUACUCUGUUUCUCCAUGUACAACACACUCAUUCAGGAACUACGCUGUUUCUCCAUGUACUCAUUCUGGAACUACUCUGUUUCUCCAUGUACAACACACUCAUUCUGGAACAACUCUGUUUCUCCAUGUACAACACACUCAUUCUGGAACUACGCUGUUUCUCCAUGUACAACACACUCAUUCUGGAACAACUCUGUUUCUCCAUGUACAACACACUCAUUCUGGAACAACUCUGUUUCUCCAUGUACAACACACUCAUUCUGGAACAACUCUGUUUCUCCAUGUACUCAUUCUGGAACAACUCUGUUUCUCCAUGUACUCAUUCUGGAACAACUCUGUUUCUCCAUGUACUCAUUCUGGAACAACUCUGUUUCUCCAUGUACCACCCACUCAUUCUAGAACAACUCUGUUUCUCCAUGUACUCAUUCUGGAACAACUCUGUUUCUCCAUGUACUCAUUCUGGAACAACUCUGUUUCUCCAUGUACUCAUUCUGGAACUACUCUGUUUCUCCAUGUACUCAUUCUGGAACAACUCUGUUUCUCCAUGUACUCAUUCUGGAACAACUCUGUUUCUCCAUGUACUCAUUCUGGAACAACUCUGUUUCUCCAUGUUCUCAUUCUGGAACAACUCUGUUUCUCCAUGUACUACCCACUCAUUCUGGAACAACUCUGUUUCUCCAUGUACUCAUUCUGGAACAACUCUGUUUCUCCAUGUACUCAUUCUGGAACAACUCUGUUUCUCCAUGUACUCAUUCUGGAACAACUCUGUUUCUCCAUGUACUCAUUCUGGAACAACUCUGUUUCUCCAUGUACUCAUUCUGGAACAACUCUGUUUCUCCAUGUACUCAUUCUGGAACAACUCUGUUUCUCCAUGUACUCAUUCUGGAACAACUCUGUUUCUCGAUGUACCACCCACUCAUUGUGUAACUGGAGUGUGUCAGUGAGCGUAACAUGAGCCAGAAGAGCCUAGUUGAGGUUAUUCUAUCAUAGCUGCAGUAACACGUCCUUUUGGAGCAAAAUGGAAGGGUUUUACUGCAUGUUAUCUUCCUGCUGGAGCAGAAAGGGGACAUCCCAAAUUACAACCUAUUCCCUAUAUAGUGCACUACUUUAGACCAGAGCUCUAUUCCCUAUAUAGUGCACUACUAUAAACCAGGGCCCUAUUCCCUAUAUAGUACACUACU
This is a messenger RNA of Oncorhynchus mykiss (rainbow trout), 2726 nucleotides long. Lineage: Eukaryota; Metazoa; Chordata; Actinopteri; Salmoniformes; Salmonidae. The record is from RefSeq and is a predicted model, not a curated record.